This is a messenger RNA of Bursaphelenchus xylophilus (pine wood nematode), 1181 nucleotides long. The record is from the annotation of a GenBank genome assembly. NCBI's taxonomy places the organism in Eukaryota, Metazoa, Nematoda, Chromadorea, Rhabditida, Aphelenchoididae.
AUGUCUGCACAGCAGGGAAAAGAUGCCAUCAACAAGAUUCUGAAGAAUUCCAAAGGAGCUGGAGCCGGACUUGGUCUCCUUGCUGUCGCCGGAGCUGGAGCAUAUGCUAUCUCUCAGUCCAUGUUCACAGGUGAGUUUGUUUCUUUCAUCAUUGAACAUUCAAAUUUUUAGUGGACGCUGGUCACAGAGCUAUCAUGUUCAACAGAAUUGGUGGUCUGAGUGAAGAUGUCUACAAAGAAGGGCUUCACUUCAGAAUCCCGUGGUUUCAGUAUCCGAUCGUGUAUGAUAUCCGUGCCAGACCCAACCAAGUCCGAUCUCCCACUGGAUCCAAGGAUCUUCAGAUGGUAAAUAUUGGCCUUCGAGUCCUCUCCAGACCUGAUCCGAACUCUUUGACCAAAAUCUACAGGACGUUGGGCAUAAAUUGGGAAGAGAGAAUCCUGCCUUCCAUUUGUAAUGAAGUACGUUUUUGAUGUGUUAGGCGAUUUGUUGUCGUUCUGCACGGUUUCAUGUUUUCUAUUAUUUUAGGUAUUGAAAGGAGUUGUUGCGAAAUUCAACGCGUCUCAAUUGAUCACACAGCGUCAGCAAGUUUCUCUUCUGGUCAGAAAAGGAUUAAUUGAAAGAGCAUUGGACUUUAACAUUAUUCUUGAUGAUGUUGCCCUUACCGAAUUGGCGUUCUCUCCGCAAUACUCGGCUGCUGUUGAAGCUAAGCAAGUAGCUGCCCAAGAAGCGCAGAGAGCUUCGUUCCUGGUUGAGAAGGCCAUUCAACAGCGUCAAGAGAAGAUUGUACAAGCUGAGGGAGAAGCUCAAGCAGCCAAAUUGGUAAGUGAUAUCGGUUAAUGAAGGGAUCGUUGAGAAUCUUGACAACCUUUCGUGACAGUUUAAAGGAUUGUUGUAAAACCAACGUAGAUGAUUUGAUUGCUGGAACUAAUUUAAUCGCGAAAUGCUGCCAUUAACUUUUUAAGCAAGCAAUCUACAUUAUAUUAUUUUAGCUGGGAGAAUCGAUGAAACAAGAUCCCGGCUUUUUGAAACUUCGAAAGAUCCGUGCCGCUCAGAAGAUUGCCAGGAAUGUGGCGUCAUCUUCCAACAAGGUCUACCUCCCUUCAGAUGGCCUUAUGUUGAACAUUGCCGAUAGUGAAUAUCUGAAUUUCAGUAAGGAUAAACAACGUCGAGGAUACCUGUAA